ACCUUCCACAGUUUUUUUUGCCCUUGUUUACAGUUGCCUACAGUGUGGCCACGCCCUCUGCCGCACCUCCCGCUUUUGAUAGGCUCUCGUUAUUCAUUCCGCUUCUCACUGGGGGGACGUAGGCGGCGACUUACACCCGAUUGGCUGAGCUGUCAAAGGCACAGAAGAGGCUGUUCUGCCUCCUCCAACAUGGCGGUAGCCGUGGUUGGGUUGCUGCUUCUGGCUGGGUUCGGUGACACCUUGGUUGGCUCAGCGCACGUAGACGACAAUGUUGAAGCCCGGGUGUUGGGGCUACGACUGGAGGAAGGAGCUGGCGUGUCAAUGAGUGGCGGAGUGAUCAGGGCUCGCCCCGGUUCUUCCUUCCGCCUCCGUCUUUAUGGAUCAGGGCUACGAAAUGACACCUGGCCUUGGGUAUCCAUUGGCAGCCCCGGAAACAACACAUGUUCCCCAGGGUCAGACUCGCCGCUCCAACUGCUGCAAGAGUUCCGAGUGUGCGGCGAGCACUCAGGUCUGGUCACUGUGAGGGCUGAGAAUGAAAGCGAGGGGCGGGGCCUUAUGUACCCCCUGUGCACCCGCAAAGGAAACAGCUGGGCCCCAUUCCCCGGCGGAGACACACUCAUUACAGUCCUGGGGGUUGGUGAGGAAGAGGAGAAGCCCCCCUGGCGAGGAGAUGAACAUCAGUGUUCCUUGGGCUCCUUCAACUCCCGCUUGUUUACUUUUAGGGAUGAAGCUCCCUCGGUAGAACCCCCAGAAACUGAUGCAAGGCCCUAUUUGUCUUCCUGGCUCCUGGCUCUCCUCAUUGUCCUGUGUGUCCUUCUGUCUGGCUUGCUCAGGGGGCUGCAGCUCAGCACUCUAGCCUUAGAACCCCCAGAGCUUGGCCUGCUGAGAGAUUGGGGAACUCCCAGUGAAAGACAUGGGGCCACUCGCUUGGACCCCCUGCGGACGCGCUGGGGCGGCUACACACUGAUCUCCAUGUUGGCUCUCUGCUGCCUGACCAACUCUGCUGUGGCUGUUCUGCUGUACCAUGCUAUAGGUUCACUACCUGCAGCCAUAUUCUCAGCCGCUGGGCUGCUUUUAUUGGCUGGUGAGGCUCUACCAGCUGCAGUAAGUUCUCGCUGGGGGCCCGUUCUAGCUCCCAAGUGCCUAUGGCUUACCCAUUUUUUCCUGCUCCUCGCAGGUCUCCUCUCAUUCCCUCUGUCGUGGCUUCUGGAGGCAGUGUUUGGGCAGGAUCCAAGCUGCUGCCGACUGAGAGUCCGUAUCUUGGAAAUGGCACGAUGUGGAGACCCUUACAGUGAAUUAGUGAGAGAUGAAUUCAGCAAGGGGGCCCUGAGGAAUAGGACAGUAGAGGAUAUCGUGACCCCUGUGGGUAAAUGCUUCAUGCUUCCCAGUGAUGCCUUUUUAGACUUCAACACCAUGUCCAGCAUCAUGGAGAGCGGCUAUACCCGCAUCCCAGUAUACGAGAACGAGCGCUCCAACAUUGUAGAUAUCCUUUAUGUCAAGGACUUGGCUUUUGUGGACCCGCAAGACUGCACUCCACUGAGUACCAUCACUCGCUUUUACAGCCACCCUGUCCACUUUGUGUUUAGUGACACCAAGCUGGACGCUGUGUUGGAGGAGUUCAAGAAGGGCAAGUCCCACAUGGCCAUCGUACAGAAAGUGAACAAUGAGGGAGAAGGAGAUCCUUUCUAUGAAGUUAUGGGACUGGUAACCCUCGAAGACGUCAUAGAGGAGAUCAUCAAAUCAGAAAUUUUGGAUGAGUCUGAAGACUGCAUGCACAAAGUAAAGAAGAAGAGGCAACCAGCACAGCCAAUACUAAUACCCCGCGGUGGGGAUGACUUGUCCUUCUUUAGAAGCUCAGAAGCCGAACAGAAGGUUAAAAUCUCACCCCAGCUUCUUCUGGCAACACAGCGCUUUCUGACUCAGGAGGUGGAUCUGUUUGGUACUUCCAGGGUUUCAGAAAAAGCCCUCUUGAAUCUACUAAAGUUCCCAGGAGUCACCCAGGAGGUGAAGUUUGAUGACAGUGAUCGUCUGUCUCCUGAGCAUUUUCUAUACCUACGCAGCCAGCCUGUGGAUUACUUCAUUCUCAUUCUGCAGGGAAGGGUGCAAGUGGAGAUUGGAAAGGAAGGGCUAAAGUUUGAAAAUGGCGCAUUCACCUACUAUGGUGUAGCUGCACUGAGUCCCUGUUUGUUAGGUCAUCAGUCCCCUGGUAUUCAGAACAGUCCUUCAGAUUCCAGUUUCUACUAUCCAGACUACACUGUGAGAGCCCUGAGUGACUUGCAGAUAGUCAAGGUCAGUAGGCUGCAGUAUCUGAAUGCAGUGCGGAACUCAAACUCACACACCACCACCCAGUCUCCAGACAGCAUGGAACUGAAGAUCCUGCCCAACAGCCAAACACAGCUGCUGAAUACCCGCAACAUGGAAUCAGAAAGCAGUAAAGAAAAACCAACAGAUAUUUGGCCACAGAAUGCUGGAGAGGAAGUGAUGAAAGAGGAAUGUCUCUCGGAUCCCCCGUACCAUGCAAGCGAACCUGGCACCCUCUCUCUCCCCCCCCCACAGGGACCUGUUACUAUAGCAGAGAGCAUUAUUAUGUCCUAGUUCCGUCCCAAUGCUAUGCCGCCAUAUUCUUUUAAAGAUAAAGUGCCCAAGCAUUUUCUGGCUCUCCCUUGCUGGCCAAAGGGGUCUUCACUUUGUGGUGCUGCAAACACAUUCAAGCUGGAAGGACACUGACCAAUUACUUCUCUCCCAAGAAGCAGCCUUGCUGGCACACGAGGAGCUCGGAAGACGUGCCACCGAUCUGUAAAGAAGCCGCAAGGUGUAGGGUUAAUAUUUUAUAGAAGUUAGAGACAAUUGUUCUAUGUUUAUUUUGUAUUAAGCUAAUCAAGGACUUGGGAGUGUGGAAAUUGUAAGUAUAUACACAUUAUGCCAUAGUCAUCGCACUAAUCUUUUUAGUCUGUGUGCACCGACGGUGCCAUGAAUUCUAGUGAGGGCAGUUGCGGAAGUCACAGACCUGUAGCAAACCUCGGUUUAUUAUAGCAUUUACUAGGAUGCGGUAAGCAUAGUCAGCAUAAGCAUUGCUUAAACUACACUGAGCAUGAUCAGUUCAUUUUGGAUGUUUGUUCGAUGCCAAGCUUGUAAAUGGCUGCACUGCUGCGGACAGGUCCAGAAUUAACAUCUAAUAUUGGACUGAGUACAUAGACUUAUGUGGUGCCAUACUGUCCUCUCCUACUGUGAAUACACUGAAGCUAGUCCAUGUCUUUUUAUACAAAGGAUAUUCCCGCUACCUUCCUGGCUAUCACCAUAGCCCCCCCAGUGCCAUGGAGCAGGAUAAGCAUGUUCUUAUGAUACACAGCCUUCUUUUCAAGGGUACGAUAAGACAGUUGCUCGUUUUUAAUACUAAUCCAAUUUUCAUCAACCAGAGGAAAUCACUCGCCUCCUACAACUAAACAUCAAUGUUUGGAUUUAUUGGAAAAUAUAAUGUUAUAUACACA
Messenger RNA from Xenopus laevis (African clawed frog), 3488 nucleotides. RefSeq names its product cyclin and CBS domain divalent metal cation transport mediator 3 L homeolog (gene cnnm3.L). NCBI's taxonomy places the organism in Eukaryota, Metazoa, Chordata, Amphibia, Anura, Pipidae. The transcript has 8 exons. The record is from RefSeq and is a predicted model, not a curated record. The annotation marks the transcript as partial.